UUUCGAUUGUUACAUUUCCAGUUGCGUUUACGUUUGUCUCUGUUUUGGAUGCGAGGGGACUGACACACAAGCAGCGCAGCAGAUGGAUCUGCUGUGAACGGAUGCGGCCUCGCUAACCCAGAGUCAAGAACCCAGUCCUGAGCCCACAUCGAACCCAAGUCCUGUUCAGCCUAGCAGUUUACAAUGAAUAGAACCAUUCAAGUGUCUGAUCUACCCACGGGUAUCUCAAAACGGAAUCUUGAAGAUAAACUCAUGAUUCAUUUUUUACGGUCCAAGAAUGGAGGAGGCGAGAUCACCGAUAUCCUGUUCCCAUCUGAAUCGCCAACGUCUGCUCUCAUUGUCUUUGAAGAGGCAGAAGUGGCUCAACGGGUUCUCCAAGUGGAAAAUCAUGUUCUUCUAAUUUCUGGGAAGCAUUACAAAUUAAAAGUAGAAUCAGCUUGUACUGAGAUCAAAGUUGAUCAGGUCAUCUGUCAUAUUUCUAUGACAAUAGAUUAUGGAAAACUUCUCAGUGGAAAAAGAUUAAUGAAAUACUUGCAGAAGAAAUAUAGUGAUGUCCAAUUUAGUUUUGAUCAGAAGGCAGAACAAUGCAACGUUGCUGGAAAAUUUUCUCAAAUACAGGAACUAAGUGGAGAAAUUCACCAUUUGCUCAGUUUAAAACCCAACCAAACCAACAGCAGCUCUUAUGAAGCUGAGCAACUCCAACACGAUCAAUCAGAAAACAGUGCUGUGGGUCAUUCAGACAGCAUCAGAAAAGCUGCUAGGAAAUUAAGCGUAGACUCUAGCGUCAAGGGGGAAGAAGAUUUGCGAACUAAAAAUGGUGUGCAAGGCUCUGAGAAUGACAAUGUUAAAAAAGACAUCAACUUUCAACGUGGCAGAGAGCAACAUAUGGGGAAUAUUGAAGAUUACAUUUUAUUGAUGGAUUCGGAUAUUUACAAGUAUAUUCAGAAAUUUUAUAAAGACAGCUAUGAAAAUAUUCUUUGUCAGUACCACGUUAAGGUGUUGGAUAUUACCAGUGAAGACAUCACCACCUUAAUUUUGCAAGAGACUUCUGACUGUUUGGACAGCAAGCUAUCAAUGCUGCAAGCACAUCAAGAACUUUCUAAACUCUACCAGAACUUUGAGGUUAGACUUCGUAAGGAACAGAUUUACAAGAAGGAUAUAACUUCAGAUAUGUCUCUCCUCCAGACCAUCUGUGCAAGCCUCCAGGUACAGUUCCCUAAAAUAAAUUUAAAUGAAAAUGAAAACUAUUUUUACUUAAUAGGCACGUCAGAUGACUGCUGUCUGGCUAAGAAGUACUUACAGGAUUGCAAGGAAGAAUUUGCAGCAAAAUCUCAAAAAGGAAAGCAUCCAGCUCCAAGGAGAGAUUCAGAAAGUGGUCAGGCUAGUAUCAGCAGUGUACCACCAUCUCUGCGGGAAUUCGACGGCAAUGAUGUGUUUGUGCAAGUGGGAGUCCCAAAGGCAGAUGCCAGAAAGGAUCACAAAUUGGCUCCAACCUUUGGUGAUCUAAGGGAAAACAUCAAUCCUUUGAAGACAGGGAGCAGAUCAGCUGAAGAUGACCUGACUCUGGUACCUGAGCAAACAUGUUCAACUGAUAAUUUACUGACAAGCCACAGCAUCGAGAUUAGUAAACAGGAUAACAAACAUCGCUCGAUUUCGGAAAUUCAGCAAAAACGGAGGCGCCGUAGUAGUGACAGUCAGAUAUUUACUUCAGCUGACAAAACCUUAACAAGUGCAACGGCGGAGUUUGUUUUACCUAAAAAAACAGGGGAAGACUCUCUUACCAAGAUGGUCAAAGACUUUUCAGUAUUAAAUGUUCAGUCCAAGGAUCUUAAGAGCCCUGACAAAGCAGGUGAUAACAUUCUGUUCAGGGGACACGAAAGCUCUUCCGUUGUUGGUACAAAUAAAGGCGACAAGUUUUUCCAGUACUCCAAAAGUAACAAAACCCAUGGUCCUAUCAAGCCAUAUCACUUUGAAACAUCAGCGGGUACGCUCUUUCAUCAGGGAGACCUGCAAGGCAACAUGCAGACACUCCAGUCUUUGACUACCAAAGGUUCAGAUGGUCAUUCAUUCAAACCAUUCUUGAGAAGAACCAGUAGCACUUCAGAAUUACUAAAACCAAAGCCUUCCAGAGACUUCAGCAACAACUUCCAGGGCAUGACCAAAAGCAAACCUGUCGAACAAGAGCACUUCACUGAAGAGUUUCCAGUGGAGUCAACUGUAUGGUCAUACCUGAAAGACAUCUAUGAUUCUUUUAUUAGAAACGUUAGUAGUAAAACUGAAGUUGUGGUGAAUGAGCAGACGCAGGGAGAUAUAACAAUUGUAAAACUUAGUGCAGUGAAUAAAGCAAAUACCACGGCUGCCAAGCAGGACAUUUUGUCAUUUUACACAUUGGUAAUGAAGAAUUUGGUUCAGCAGUUUCUUUCAUAUGCAGAUCUUGGAAUUGAGCACAGCAGUCAGAAAACAGUAGAUCAGUGGUACAGUAGUCUGAAAAAGAACUUUCCAAAAGUAAAAUUCAUUAAAGAACAGACAGGUUUCAAAAUUAUUGCCACAUAUGAACAUUGCAUGAAAGUUACAGAAACUUUUAAACCCAAGUUAAAAGAUACAUUCUCCGCGACAGAUGUUGUCUCCUUAGCAGCUUCUAAUCCAUACUCAUUCAUUGGUACAGAGCCAUUCAAAGAUACAGAGGGGAAGGUUCCCAGCAAAUUUACAGAAUAUUCUUCAUUAUUGGGUCAGAGUCCUCAUGGUAGUAGGACUCCAGUGCACCACAUGGAUGAGACCAGCCUGAGAAAAGGUGAAAAACUAGAGAAACAGCCUUCUUCAUUGGAGACAGAUCAAGAACUUAUUGAAAGUUUGGGUCACAGGAAGGUGGUGGGAAAUCCCAAAAAGAACUGUAAUUCCCAGCCAGGUGUUGAAGAAGAGGAGAGUCUGAAAAAGCAUUCAAUUGAGAACAAUGGCACUAGGUCAAAUUCAAGGCAGGAGCACAAUCCAUUUACAGAUCAGAAGAAAUCACCAAAGCCUUUUGAAGAAUACAGCAGUUUUCCAUUUCUUCAUGAUCAGGGGGAUUCUAAAAGUCAGAAGGUGAUCAAGCACAUUGGAGAGGGAGAGGGAAUCAAGGCAAAGAAGGCACUGCCUGAUAAGUUCCAGUUUACAGCCAACAAGCUGGUGAAGGAAAGUCAUUGGCACAACAGAGGAGAUGGCUUGCAUUGCAGUAAACUGGAGAGUGGCACACAGUCGUUACCAGUAUUUUCUUACACUAAUACAUCAGUGCUCCCACAAAAUAGAGAUGGAUCAAAUGCCUCUGAAACAGCUACAGAUUCAGGAGACCGAUUGCAAGAUGCAUCUACACAGCAGCAUGAUAACAGCAGUGUGACAACAUCACAGGAAUGGAACCUGUUGAGAAAUUCUCAGCAAAGUCAAAUCAGAAGUCCAGCCAUUGGACUGGAUGCGCAAGAACUAAACAAAUCAACCACAUCUUGCAGUGCCUGUAAGAAAGGUGGUUGCUUAGUAAAGUUGGACUGUGGUCACGAUUUGUGUAAGGAAUGUUCCAGAAUUCCUGAAUCAUCUUGUCCAGAAUGCCACCAAACCGCACAUUCAAUUAAAAAUGAAAACCAAUGUCUGGGGAACAUGGAGUCGGCACUUCUGCACAUUAGUUUACCUGGAUUUAUUAGAGACCUGACCUUGAAAAUAACCUAUUACAUUCCCGAUGGUAUUCAAAGGGAAUGUGAUCCAAACCCAGGACAACCUUUUAAAGGCGGUAUCUUUCAAGCCUUUUUGCCAGAUAAUGCUAACGGCAAAAAGAUCUUAAGGCUGUUAAGAGAAGCCUUUACUAGAGGCCUGACCUUCAAAAUAGUAUCUGGUCCCUCAGGAUUGGCUCGGGUGACAUGGAAUGAUAUCCCUCACAAAACAAAGACAAGUGGAGGAGUAUCUCAGCAAGGUUAUCCAGACUCAAGUUAUUUGAAGAACGUUUUGGCAGCUUUGGAGAGCCAUGGUAUUCAAUGAAAUCUGAACUACAAUGUCAAGUCAGUGGAAGAGCCUUAAAUGUACAUAUUUUACUGCAUGCUUAUUUCAAUUUUUUUUAAAAAGAAAAACCAAAAGGUUAAGAUAAACAAGAUAUCAAAGAAAGAGUCUCAACUGGUGUAGAGCCUGCAACAAGUAGUGUCUUUGCAUCAUGCUUUUCUUUUUGCCGAAAUUGUUCAGGAAUCUCAUAUGUUGGAUUCAAAAUUAGCUUCAAUGUCAAUCCCCGUCAAUUCCAGAUUGUAGCUUACACACUUGCAAUGAAAACAUUUUCGUUAUUACAUUACAAAUUAUUGUAAUUAAUUUUUCUUUCAAUACAGCAAUACUCCAUCAAUAGUCAUUGUAUGAUGUUAUGAAUCAAGAAUCUAACCAUGACCGUGAAACCAUUGUCAGAAAAAUUCAUGUUCUUUAGGGAUGGAAAUCUGCCAUCCUAAUCUCAUCUGGCCUACAGGCAUCUCCAGACCAAUAGAAAUCUGGUUGAUUCUUAAUUGUCCUGAGGGCAGCUAAGGAUGGGCAAUAAACGCUGGCCUAGCCAGUAAUGCCUUUAUUCAGUGAAAGAUUUUUUAAAAAUAUUUUAAAAUGCACAAAAAGGUACAAAUUAGAUAGAAAAUCUUGAUACACCAAGAGAAAUGUUUAAGCAAGCAGUCAAGCUGAUGAUACAAAUGACAUGAAAAACAAAAAAAAUUGUAACCAAAGAAUCAUUUUAAAAUACUGAAUCAUUUAAGUCAGAAUUUGCAAUCAGCAAAGCAAUGGUGUUUGCCUGUCAAGAUUAGUAAGCUGUGAAAUCCUCUAUUGUUGAUCAUUCAUCUGAAGGUGUCUCCGAUUUUGAGUACCUCCAGCACUGAUGUCUUAGAAACCAGAUAUAAAAGAAAUUAAAAAAAACUGAAAUGUGCAAUUGAGAAUUUUACAUUCCACAAAUAAAAUUAGCCUUUGCGGAGCCAAA
Molecule: messenger RNA, 4957 nt
Organism: Rhincodon typus (whale shark)
Lineage: Eukaryota; Metazoa; Chordata; Chondrichthyes; Orectolobiformes; Rhincodontidae
Exons: 7
Coding region: 184-3999 (1271 amino acids)
Biological process (GO): protein ubiquitination; Notch signaling pathway
Molecular function (GO): RNA binding
Source: RefSeq, a predicted model, not a curated record